Messenger RNA from Eufriesea mexicana, 1780 nucleotides. RefSeq names its product elongation factor Tu, mitochondrial. Gene Ontology annotation, cellular component: mitochondrion. The record is from RefSeq and is a predicted model, not a curated record. The transcript has 6 exons. Gene Ontology annotation, biological process: mitochondrial translational elongation. Gene Ontology annotation, molecular function: translation elongation factor activity; GTP binding; GTPase activity. NCBI's taxonomy places the organism in Eukaryota, Metazoa, Arthropoda, Insecta, Hymenoptera, Apidae. The coding region runs from base 110 to 1525 and encodes 471 amino acids.
UACGUAACUCGUUCGAUAUUUUCACAACGGAUGUCGCUGUCGUCGUACUCGUCCUUUAUAGCUCGCGUUAAAAGAACAGGUUAAGUGUUAAGAAAAUUCAAUUUCAGGCAUGGCAUUUAUAUAUACGAAAAUGAUUUCCAAUCCAGUACUCGGGAUCACCGUCAAACAACUAUUUUACUUCGAACAUCUAUUAACGAAACAAAAAUUAUACGGUACAUUCCGUAUAAAAUCGCGUUUAUCGGACACGAUAACUCAAAGGUUGUAUAGCACGAAACAAGUAUUCAGCAGAGAUAAACCACAUUGUAAUGUUGGAACAAUCGGUCACGUGGAUCAUGGAAAAACGACUCUUACCGCAGCUAUCACUAAAGUCCUUGCCGAAAAGGAGCUCGCAAAACUGAAACAAUACAGUGAAAUAGACAAUGCACCUGAAGAAAAAGCUCGUGGCAUUACCAUUAAUGUGGCUCACAUUGAAUAUCAGACAGAAAGUCGACAUUACGGUCAUAUGGAUUGUCCAGGACAUGCAGAUUAUAUUAAAAACAUGAUCACUGGUACGGCGCAAAUGGAUGGAGCCAUCCUUGUUGUCGCUGCUACAGACGGUACUAUGCCGCAAACAAGAGAGCAUCUUGUACUAGCUAAACAAAUUGGUAUCGAUCAUGUUAUUAUUUUCAUCAAUAAGGUCGACGCAGCGGACAAUGAAAUGGUUGAUUUAGUAGAACUAGAGAUAAGGGACCUAUUAACUGAAAUGGGUUACGAUGGGACAAAUGUUCCCGUUAUUAAGGGCAGCGCACUUCACGCGCUGAAUGGUACUGAGCCGGCACUAGGACGGGAUGCUGUACUCAAAUUGUUAGAUGCUGUUGAUACUUAUAUUCCAACGCCCACAAGAGAAUUAGACAAACCGUUUUUAUUACCAAUAGAGAACGUUUACUCGGUUAUGGGAAGAGGCACGGUAGUUACAGGCAGAUUGGAACGUGGAAGAAUUAAAAAAGGCACGGAUUGCGAAUUGAUCGGGUUCAAUAAAGUAAUAAAGACCACCGUAACGGGAAUAGAAAUGUUUCACAAAACGUUGGAGGAAGCGCAAGCGGGUGAUCAAUUAGGUGCUUUAGUUAGAGGUUUAAAAAGGGACGAUGUUAAAAGAGGAAUGAUACUCUGUAAACCAGGUAGCAUGAAAGCCAAUGAUCAUGUAGAAUGUCAACUAUAUAUGUUGACUCCAGAAGAGGGAGGUAGAAAAAAACCUGUUGGCGAUAUGACUCAACCUCAAAUGUUUUGCAAAACAUGGGACGUCGCGUGUCAGAUGAAUUUAAUCCAGAAAAAAAUGAUCAUGCCCGGUGAAGAUUUUACUGCUGUAUUGAAAUUAAUAAGGCCGAUGGUAUGUGAAAAGGGACAGAGAUUUACAUUGAGGGAUGGAAUAAAAACUUUAGCAACUGGAGUAAUAACGAAUAUUUUGCCAGGACUAAGUGACGACGAUCGAUUGUUGCUUCUCGAAGGUAAAAAGAAAAUCGCGAAACUGAUGGCGGCAGAAGCUUAAUUUUCCAUUAUUUUUUUUGCAUUUAUCCUAUAUACCUUAAUAAGAGAAACCAAAUAGAAAUCUUAAUAAGAGAAACACGCUCGCGUGUAUAGACUAGACGUACGGAUAUUAUCGUGGUAUAAUUAUUCAGUUACAUAAUUAUCACUCUAUAGUUAUGUACAUUACGUUACUUGCAACUUAUUUUUAUGCUAUCACAUUUACUACCAUUUUAUUGUAUGUAAACACACGUGUAUCUGAUGAAUAAUAAAUAAAAUG